This is a messenger RNA of Chaetomium globosum CBS 148.51, 3201 nucleotides long. RefSeq lists its product as uncharacterized. Lineage: Eukaryota; Fungi; Ascomycota; Sordariomycetes; Sordariales; Chaetomiaceae. The coding region runs from base 1 to 3201 and encodes 1066 amino acids. The record is from RefSeq and is a predicted model, not a curated record. The transcript is spliced from 3 exons.
AUGGGCAUACCGUUUUGCUGUUCCUUUCCCCAACGGCGACCGAAGCGGAAGGGAGUGCAGCAAUCAUCCCCUCGCGAGCGACCCGUCAGCCCAAAACACGACUCUCCGUCGUCAUCUUCGCCUUCGCCCCUAGCUUUGCCAGAAAUAUUACCACCUAUCGUGCCCUCCCCAUUUUUGUUGUCGCCCUUCGGCCCAUCAUCCGCUGUACCGUCUCAAAAUCCGUCCCCCGAGCGCCGUGCCAUGAGUUCUCUGGCCGUCCGUCGGCCGUCGUCUACUCUUGCGCCGUCUCCUCGUUAUCUUGCCCGCGACGCCUCUCGUUUGUCUUCGUUCGAAACCGCCCCAUUAGCGCGCAGUAGCCCUGGGAUCGGAUAUCACCAAGACGUCAUCCUGGCUGCCUGCGAAAUCUGGGAGGAAGCAUACAAUCAAGUCAGAAGCGACGAUGCGCUAAAACCUUUGGUCAAGAACUACGAGACACUUUUCAAUACCGUCACAAAAGAUGGCUUUGCUGACUCGCGUCGCUCCUCGCGGGCCCAAAAGGAGCCACCAAGUGAUGAUGAGGAGCACAGUAACGCCGGCGAGGAAUGCUUCACGAGACUGGCUCAAGAAUACAUGGACCUGGCAAGACGCGACUCUGCCAGCCAAAGCAUCGUCUCUUCCGCUGUACAGUUCAUCCAGAAAACUAGAGACGUUGUCGGCCUUGCUCUCGCUUCCUCUCCGCCCGCGUCACUGGCCUGGACCGGCAUCUGCACCAUUGUUUUGCCUAUCAUCGUCAACCACGCCGAGCAGAUUGCUGCCAGAGAAUCCGGCUUCUCGUACGUCAUGUCACGGUUCACAUGGUACGGUCAAGUUCUUGACCUCCUGAACCGUGAGUAUUGGAAAAGCCCCCAAAGCUUUUCGGCGCUCCGACAUGCGAUUUAUGGCGAGAUUGUCGCUCUCUACAAACUCCUCAUCGAAUAUCACCUGCGAGCAUACUACACCUACUGCCGCCCCUUGACUACAAUUUCCAGGGACAUUCUCAAGCUCGACGACUGGAACUGCAUGCUAUCUGAGAUCAAGGAGAGCGAAAAGCGCCUGGAAGAGUACAUGAAUCUCAACUACGAACAGCAUCUGUUGGACAAGCUCCACACUCUCUCCAAGGAUGCACUGCAUAAACAGCGGUUGGAGACGCUGAUCAAGUUCAAGUUUCCCGACGACUUCCCCUACGCCGUCUAUCAGGCUUACCUCGACAGCAUCGAUUCGCCGGAAGUCGGUACUGGGGCAGGGGUCCUCACACAUCCCGUAUUUGUCAAGUGGGCCACCGGAGAUUCUGGUGUUUUUGUGCUGGAGGGGAUCCCGGGAUCGGGCAAGUCAGUUUUGUCGAAGUCCCUCCUGACCGAACUGCCAAAAUGGAGGCCCUCUUCAAUCUGCGCCUUCUUCUUCAAGGACAACGGUAAGGGCCAGGACGGAGCCACGACGGCGCUUUGCCGGGUUCUCGAUCAGCUCUUUCAGGGCCAGCCAGACCUCGUCGAUAAAAUUUGUGCCAGAGUCGACCAUCUUCUCCCUGAGGAGGUGCGAUGCAAUUUCGAUCUGCUCUGGAGCGUGCUCGAGGAGGCUACCCAAGACUGCGAGCCUGGGAGUGUUACUGUUGUUCUAGACGGGUUCGAUGAAUGCGAGCCGGACUCGGCCGACAAACUAUGGCAGAAGCUGACCGAGUAUCUUGCCGGCCCGAGCCCACGGAUGAAAUUCUUCCUCACCACACGCCCUCUAGUUACAGCGCCGCCGCUAAUAUUCUCUCCUAGCGUCACCGUUCUAAAGCUAGAAGAGGACCCACAUUGUGUAAAGCACAUUAGCAAAGACAUCGAGAGAGUCGUCAUAGCCCGCUUCGAUGGGUUUGCGCUGCGGUGCAUCCAAGACACGAACCUCAGACAGGAAUUACUCGAGUUUAUCCGUCCGCGGGAGGACAGAACGUAUCUGUAUGUUAAGCUGUUAUUCGACUACCUCGAGCUGAAGAUGAAGGACGGCUUGCCGCGAGUGCCCCGUGGUUGGAUCGACAUCUUCAAGAAGUUGCCGGCAACCGUGAAAGAGGCAUACGUCGGGUUUCUCAACCGAGUGCGGGAAUGUCAAAGAGGCGAUGUCAGAAACUUGUUUCAAAUCGUCCUUGCCGCUGCAAGGCCGCUCACUCUUCAGGAGGUCAACAUCGCGCUCAACAUCCGGGACCUCCCCAACGGCAGCAAACACGGCUUGGGGUUGCAGGACGAGCGCUGUUUCCGGAGCUGGAUUUUGGAUGCCUGUAAGUACUUCUUGGAUGUCUACAACGGCAGGGUCUACUUUAUCCACCAAACUGCCAAGGACUUCCUUCUGGCUGGCCCGUUCGAGAACGGACACAGAAAGCCGGACUGGCUGGGUGAUUUUAUUAUGCAGGCUUGCCACGCGACAUUGGCUCAGAGUUGCAUCCUGUACCUCUCGUUGCCUCUGCGGGUACCUUCUCGGUUUAAGGGCGUUCCAGCUACUGGAGAAAAGGGCGGCGAACAUCACCUCUGGAACGAUGCUGAGCUCGCAUUCGCUAGUUACGCACAUUUCUUCUGGCGUAACCACGUUGUUGUAGCGCUCGACACGGAUUCAUCCAGCAGCUCGGAGGAACUUCUCAAGCUGCUGGGGUUGUUGCGGCCGUGUCGUUGCCGACCACAAGGGGCGGCCGCUCCCUCGCACCCCACGCAUCCACAUCGAAGCCCCCAACGCCCUCCAACGCUUCAGCGCUGUAAUCCGCCAGGUCGCAACCGUCCAAGCUGUCCGGGCACUAACAACCUACCAACUCCAUUCCCCGCUCCCCGCAGACUGGGUUCACCGUCCGCUUCUUCCCCAAACCCAACCGCGCCCGCGCCCGUCGACAACAACAACAACAACAACAACACCCUCCACUUCCACGACGGCGAAGUCCUCAGCUACACCCUCUCCAACCGCACCGCCCUGCACACCGCCUCCGUGCACAUGCUCAGCCUCAACGCCUCCUGGACCGUCGGCACCCUCCUCUGGAACGCGCGCCUCCCGCCCCGGCAGCAGCGCACGGGGGAGUUGACCAUGGUCCUGCCAAGGCGCGUGAAUGAGGAUGACCCGCCCGAGGCGGAGGAUACGAUUGUGGUUAUCUUUUGUGUGGGUGUCGGUGUGGGUGUCGGGGGGGCAGGGCGAGUGCGGAGAGGUUGGUUGCGCCGGCGGAGUGGUUGA